Messenger RNA from Quercus lobata, 444 nucleotides. RefSeq lists its product as uncharacterized. The record is from RefSeq and is a predicted model, not a curated record. Bases 68 to 403 code for a protein of 111 amino acids. Lineage: Eukaryota; Viridiplantae; Streptophyta; Magnoliopsida; Fagales; Fagaceae. The transcript has 2 exons.
UCCACCUACUUUGCCCUCCCAAACGGCCGACCUAAAGAGGAAAAGAGAGCAAAAAGGGAAGGAAGUGAUGGGAGCUGGACAAACCCUUCCCCCCCGCGAGGAUGAGGUUCAAAGGGCAUCCAAACAAGCCAAAACGGGGCAGAGGGGCGCUGAGAAGAGAAACGACCCCCAUAUAGGGCCUCCGACUCGGCUCCCUGCCCCAAUGCUGAACAGGGAACCUCUCCUUGCCAAUGCCUCCAUCCACGAUUUCCAAGGAGGAACAGCCGACUACGUUGCAGAUGCGGUGGAGCAGGCGUUGCUACUCCCCGAGGAUAUGGCCGAGCUGCGAGGCAUGAAGAGACAUAAGGUCUUCCUCAGUCUUAAAAGAUACCUCACCAUGCUAUUCAGGCCUCCUUCCGGGUAGAGGAGAUGACCAAUUACUGCCAUAGGCAAAUGAAGGAAGAG